Messenger RNA from Salvelinus fontinalis (brook trout), 343 nucleotides. RefSeq names its product H-2 class II histocompatibility antigen, E-S beta chain-like. Bases 62 to 343 code for a protein of 93 amino acids. Gene Ontology annotation, cellular component: MHC class II protein complex. Gene Ontology annotation, biological process: peptide antigen assembly with MHC class II protein complex; positive regulation of T cell activation; immunoglobulin production involved in immunoglobulin-mediated immune response. The transcript has 2 exons. NCBI's taxonomy places the organism in Eukaryota, Metazoa, Chordata, Actinopteri, Salmoniformes, Salmonidae. The record is from RefSeq and is a predicted model, not a curated record. Gene Ontology annotation, molecular function: MHC class II protein complex binding.
AUUAGUUGAGCCCCAUGUCAGACUGAGCUCAGUGACUCCCCCUAGUGGCAGAUACCCUGCCAUGCUGAUGUGCAGCGCCUAUGACUUCUACCCCAAACCAAUCAGAGUGACCUGGCUGAGGGACGGACAUGAGGUGAAGUCUGAUGUGACCUCCACUGAGGAGCUGGCUAACGGGGACUGGUACUACCAGAUCCACUCCCACCUGGAGUACACACCCAAGUCUGGAGAGAAGAUCUCCUGUAUGGUGGAGCACAUCAGCCUCACUGAGCCCAUGAUGUAUCACUGGGACCCGUCCCUGCCUGAGGCUGAGAGGAAUAAGAUCGCGAUCGGGGUUCCACUGUGA